This is a messenger RNA of Closterium sp. Yama58-4, 930 nucleotides long. The record is from the annotation of a GenBank genome assembly. NCBI's taxonomy places the organism in Eukaryota, Viridiplantae, Streptophyta, Zygnematophyceae, Desmidiales, Closteriaceae.
AUGGGCAAGUCAAAGGAACCGCUGCUUCCCUUCACCUCCUCGACAAUCUCUAGGGAUUCGUCGUCCACCUCCAUUAAUGGCUCUUCCUCGCUCCCCACCUCUUCCUCCUCCUCCUCCCUCUCCUCCAACCCCAACGUCGCCAUCGCGCUUCUCCUCGUCUCCCGCCUUCGCGACGCGAUGCGGCAAGCAGCAGCGCAGCAGCGGCCAUGGCUGGAGCUCGUCGAUCGCUCCGCCUUCGCGCGGCCCGAGAGCCUCUCCGACGCCGCGAGCCGCAUCCGCAAGAACAACCGCUACUUCCACGCGAAUUACCUCGUCGUCCUCUUCCUCGCUAUAAUCAUCUCCGUUUUACACAACCCGUUCGCGAUUCUCUGGCUCGCGAUCCUCGCCGCUGCCUGGGGCUACACCUUCCUGUUCCGCCCCGGACCAAUCACCGUCGCCGGGCGGUCGUUCAGCGAGCGGGAGAAGCUAAUCAUCAUGUGCCUGUUAUCCGCGUUAAUAGUCUUCGGCCUGAGCCCUCUCGGGUCGGCGGUCAUGUCUGGAACGGUGAUAGGAGUGGCUGUAAUCUGCAUCCACGCGGCGUUUCGAGUCCCUGACGAUCUCUUUUUAGAUGAUUCCGCGGAUGGACUCGCUGGGCUGGGCUUGGGCGCAGGCAGCAACAGCGGGUGGUUCAACUUGCUGCUUGGAAGCAGCACAGGGGGCGUGGGAGGUGUGGGGGGAGUAGGGGCAGUGGGAGGAGUGGGUGGGGUUGGGGUGGGAGUGGGUGUGGGAGGGGUGGGUGGUGUGGGUGUUGGCAGAGGGGGGGUCGGGCUCAAGGGAAGCGGUACAGUAAGAGGAGGCAGCAGCGGUGCGAGCAAGGCCAGCAUUAGUAGUGUGAGCAAGAUGGACAUUCCUAGACGACACUCAUCAUCCACUCUUGAGUCAGUUGUCUAG